ACUAAUCCGACGAGUAACAUAACAGAAUGUGCGAGAACAUAACCUAUAAAGAUCGUCGAUAAUUGGAAAAUUUGCUUGUUAAUUGUGCUUAUAUUUCCAAACUCGAAAGGACGAUUUAUUUUAUGAUAAAAACAAGUUGCAGAUAUGCCAAAGUAUUAUUGUGAUUAUUGUGACACGUAUUUAACGCACGAUUCGCCGAGCGUACGAAAAACUCAUUGCCAAGGACGAAAACACAAAGAUAAUGUUAAAUUCUUUUAUCAAAAAUGGAUGGAGGAACAAGCUCAGCAUUUAAUCGAUGCCACGACAGCGGCCUUCAAAGCUGGAAAAAUUGCAUCCAAUCCAUUUGCAGCAAAUAAAGGAGCAGCUAUACCUCCACCACCUAGUCUUGGGCCACGACCUGGAGUACCACCGCAAGGACCGCCAGGUAUGAUGCCACCACCUGGUAUGCAUCCUGGUGGACCGAUGGGUCCUGGUGGUCCUAUGAUGAUGGGUCCACAUGGACCGAUGCCUUCAAUGAUGGGUAUGAGACCACCGAUGAUGGGACCUAUGGGACCAAUGGGUCCGAUGAUGGGACCAAUGGGUCCUAUGGGACCAAUGAGACCACCUAUGAAUGGACCUCCACCACCUAUAAGUGGUCCUCCGCCAAUGAAAAAAUAAAAUUCACAAAGUGUCUAUUAUAUUUUGCAAGAAAUAUAUCCUAAAAGAUAUAUCGUAAAUAGAACGAUGUUACAGAACUUUGUGUUUAUAUGUUUGACUUUGUACAAACUGUGGUAUAAAGAAAUGCGAGAAACAUUGGUAAAAAUAUGUGACAUCUAAAUGGAAUAUACAAUGUCUAAAUAAUAAAUAUUUCUUUAAUAUGAAUCUACAUAUGAUAUUUUAUGAGCUGUGUAGUUAGUCAAUAAAUGAAUUCAAUGAUAAUUUAUCUGAAUCUUUCUCUACUUAAGCGAUAUAAAUAAAUAAUAAUUUAAUCGUACAAAAUACAAAUACUAUCUGUACUGUAUAGUUUCUUUAAACUUUUAUCAUUGGAACAAAAAUAUCGUAAAGUAUCUUUUAUUUUUUAUGCGUAUUCUGAAAAUUAAUAUUUUCUUAAAAGAUUCAUGUGACAAUACAAUCUCCAAUGUACCAGAUCCUAAUUAUAAGAGAAAUCAUCAUUGUGAUGAAUAAACAAAUAUGAUAAUUUCAAA
Messenger RNA from Vespula vulgaris, 1184 nucleotides. It is a transcript of the gene snRNP-U1-C, whose product is annotated as U1 small nuclear ribonucleoprotein C. Lineage: Eukaryota; Metazoa; Arthropoda; Insecta; Hymenoptera; Vespidae. The record is from RefSeq and is a predicted model, not a curated record. The transcript has a single exon. Gene Ontology annotation, cellular component: U1 snRNP; nucleus. Gene Ontology annotation, biological process: mRNA 5'-splice site recognition; mRNA splicing, via spliceosome; spliceosomal snRNP assembly. Gene Ontology annotation, molecular function: pre-mRNA 5'-splice site binding; zinc ion binding. Bases 145 to 657 code for a protein of 170 amino acids.